GUUGACGUUUGCCACACCUGCCACACCUUUUUGUUUACUUGUCAAAUGUGUCAUCCUUGUGUUAUGAUUACCCAUUUUAGCUAAGAACAAAACUCGCCAAAAAUGAUUAGCUACGGUAAAAAAUCCCCAACAACCGGCACUCCGUCGGUCUACUCUCACGUUACAUCUCGAAGCACCGCCAACUUGAGGAGCAGCCGAAGUAUCAAGUCACUGAAGAUCCCAUGGUACCGUAGGCCUCUGAUAACAGACUCUAUCAUACUAGACGUCCAGAGAGCAGCCGUGUUGAUGGCUGUCUUCUCCUUAUUGCUGUCGAUAUUCACAGUGAUCACAGCAUGCUUUGACCUAUAUUGCUACGCAAUGGCAGUGCCAGGGUCCGUUCAUACAGGCUAUUAUGCGAUUUCGUAUCAAUUUAUCUUUGUAGGAAGCAGACAUGUUCGUAAUGCUCUUGUAAUGUUCGCCGCCCUUUCGAUUCUGCUGGCGAUUGCUGUUUUUGUGACCAGUAUUAUGUUGAUCGUCGCUUUGAGGAAGGAAUAUGAAAAGAAAAUUGUGCCAUGGUUAUACGCCUUCGCCAUUUUCACCAUCUUCCGCCUGUUCGCCUACCUCUUCUUUUCCAUCGUCAAUGACUUGAUCUUCGCCUACAACAUUCUGAUGUGCCUUCUCUGGACAGUUUUUCUAGCCAUAAGCAUCUACGGCUGGAUCCUCAUCUACUCCCUCUACAUUGAACUCUCAGACCUAACCAGACUUGAAGACUUGGCACACUUGCGGAUAACUGAACGCUACAAUUUAGAUGGGAACCAUGCAAUCUCUGAAUGCAUCGACAGUCCCCUCCCUGGCGGGCUCUCGUCCGACGACACCCCACAGUACGGUUUCGACGAUGCCAGUGGGAUGAGCUACUAUGGAGUACCCCACUCCAUGUCAUUCGGAACAGAAGCUACAACUGCAACUGUUUCGACGAUAUCGUAAUUUUAUCCGUCCAUAGUAUAGGAACAAGUGCGUAUUAUUUUUUAUCAAUGACUUAUUGUAUGUGACACAAUAAUAAAUGUUUUUAAUUUUCAAA
Messenger RNA from Zophobas morio, 1057 nucleotides. RefSeq lists its product as uncharacterized. The record is from RefSeq and is a predicted model, not a curated record. NCBI's taxonomy places the organism in Eukaryota, Metazoa, Arthropoda, Insecta, Coleoptera, Tenebrionidae. The transcript has 6 exons. The coding region runs from base 103 to 963 and encodes 286 amino acids.